AUGAUGCUCAAAAACUUUACGCAAACUAGAUUGUUUCAUUCUAGUAGACAUCUAUUGAAUUUGAAAGCUGCAAUUGCUGACGUUAUACCAAAAAGAAGAGAAGAAUUACUACAUAUCAAGAAGAACUUUUCGGAUGUGAAAGUUGGUGACAUUACUAUUGGCAGCGUUAUCAAUGGUAUGAGAGGAAAUCAAUCUAUGUAUUGGGAAAGUACCACAUUGGACCCCAAUGAAGGAAUAAGGUUCCAUGGGAAAACUAUUGCUGAAUGUCAAAAGUUGUUACCUGGCGCGCCAGAAGAUAAUGGGAAAGGUGAAUUCUUACCAGAAUCCAUGUUAUGGUUAUUGAUGACUGGGGAGGUACCUUCAGAGGAACAGGUAAGAAAAUUGACUCAAGAAUUGGCUGAAAGAGGUGCCAAGUUACCACCUCACACGGAGAAGCUAUUAACGAGCUUGCCUCGUGACAUGCAUCCUAUGACCCAAUUGGCAAUUGCAUUGGCAUCCAUGAACAAGGGAUCCAUAUUCGCUGAGAAGUAUCAAGAAGGUAGCAUUGGGAAAAUGGAUUAUUGGGAAUACGUCUAUGAAGACGUGUUGAAUCUAAUUGCCGCUUUACCCAAGAUCACCGGGAAAAUUUACAGCAAUAUUGUUAACGAUGGUGAACCUUUAGGCCAUUACAACGUCGAAAAGGAUUGGUCGUACAACAUUGCAUCUUUGCUUGGAAUGACAGUUAGUGAUUCCGUGAACAUGCACUCGCUCACACAAGAAAGAUCUAACGACUUCGUUAACCUAGUUCGUUUAUACUGCGGUAUUCAUGUUGAUCAUGAAGGUGGGAACGUUUCUGCACAUACCACGCACCUUGUCGGGAGUGCCUUAAGUGACCCAUACCUCAGUUAUUCUUCUGGUAUCAUGGGUUUGGCAGGACCGUUGCAUGGAUUAGCGGCUCAAGAAGUGGUUAGAUUCCUAGUUGAGAUGGAAAAGGAUGUCGAUUCUGUAGAAAAUGUGAAACAAGUGGAAGAAUAUCUAUGGAAAGUAUUGAAUUCAAGUAGAGUGAUUCCAGGAUACGGCCACGCCGUGUUAAGGAAACCAGAUCCAAGAUUUGAUGCAAUGUUGAAUUUUGCAGAAAAGAGACCAAAAGAAUUCAAAUCUGAUGCCAAAGUCCAAUUGAUGAAACAAUUAUCACAAAUUGCACCAAAAGUCUUGAAAGAACAUGGUAAAACAAAGAAUCCAUAUCCAAACGUCGACAGCGCAUCAGGAAUUUUAUUCUACCACUACGGUAUUGAUCAGCUACUAUUUUUCACAGUAAUAUUCGGUUGUUCAAGGGCAAUGGGACCCUUGUCACAGUUGGUUUGGGACAGAAUCCUUGGUUUACCAAUUGAAAGACCAAAGAGCAUCGAUCUAAACACCAUAAAAAAAAUAUGCAAAAUUUAA
This is a messenger RNA of Kluyveromyces lactis, 1422 nucleotides long. It is a transcript of the gene CIT3, whose product is annotated as citrate (Si)-synthase CIT3. The transcript has a single exon. Gene Ontology annotation, cellular component: mitochondrial matrix. Gene Ontology annotation, biological process: carbohydrate metabolic process; tricarboxylic acid cycle. Gene Ontology annotation, molecular function: 2-methylcitrate synthase activity. Lineage: Eukaryota; Fungi; Ascomycota; Saccharomycetes; Saccharomycetales; Saccharomycetaceae. The record is from RefSeq and is a predicted model, not a curated record. The coding region runs from base 1 to 1422 and encodes 473 amino acids.